Plutella xylostella (diamondback moth) is the source of this 2498-nucleotide messenger RNA. RefSeq lists its product as uncharacterized. The record is from RefSeq and is a predicted model, not a curated record. NCBI's taxonomy places the organism in Eukaryota, Metazoa, Arthropoda, Insecta, Lepidoptera, Plutellidae.
GUCAGGUGCCGUAUGCCUCCGCGGACCAGUCGCCGCCGUGGACGCGACGCGCACGCUGCCCCUACUCACGCGCAGAUCCUAACUUACACUGUUUACGUUCGUCAAAAGUGCACUUGUGAAUUCUGCUCCCAUGCGCAAAGAGGAAGGAUGGAUUUGAGGCUGGUUCUAGUGGCGUGCGCAUGCGCGGCGGCCACGCACGCUGCGCACGCGGCGCCCGCCGCACUCGACGCGUCCGGGCUCACCAACAUCGCCAAUGUGUCAUAUGCUGCGGACAACGCUGGUCCGGGCGACAUAGCGUCGAUAUUCUCGCCGCGCAUGGUGUUCGACCAGUGGAAGCCGCUGACGGGGCGCGGGGACCCGCUGCGCAACGACCCCACGUACGACUACGAGCCGCCCGUGCUGGAGCGCGUGCACUACUGGGCUGACGAGCCGCGCCCCGACAGGAAGUCCGAGGUGCUCAUGCUGGGCGUCUCCUCGCGCAAGCCCAGCGUCGCGCCGCGCCAGCCGCCGCGCCGCCACUACCGACCACCCCCGCCUAAAUACGAGGAGUUCUCCUACAAACAUACCGACCAUCACUACCCGAUGACGAUCUUAGUGCCACCGCCGCCGCCCCCGCCUGGCCACCAACCGCUACUCUUUACACUUGACGACAAACCGACGACUCCUUCUUAUCAUUUCCAAUCCACAGAAAGGCCAUCACUUAGUAACCCCAGUGAUACUCACUCAGAUAACUCUCCCCACCUUAAUUCUCUGUAUGCGCUGCAAGAGGCUAACUUGAUUUACCAGUCCUCCACAACUAACCACAACUGGGUGCCAAAUGAAAAUGAAACAAAAGAUCAGUCUGCGAGUACAGUGAGCAGUAACUACGCGGGCUGGGGUCCGACAACACCAAUAGAUAGUGACGAAGUAGUAAACGACACACACAACUUCAUAUUUAGCGACCAUUAUGAAAUGUCUAGGCAUCCGUUUUCGUUCUACCGGCCCAUGCUGUCUGCUGAGGCGCCCCCGCCCCCGCACAAGUCUGCAAUAUCUCAGCAGCUCCCAACGUUCAUGCCGACCGCUCUGCCCGAGACCACCACCCAGCCGGCACACUACAGUCACACGGAGACCGAGGCCCCUGCGACUACUGCGGAUAUAUUUGAAACUGAAACCACCUACUACCAAGAGGCAACUACUGCCGACAAGGGCAUCACGUUUCAACCUACUCCUGUACCCACCACAGCCGCUGAUCUAGAACCUAAUCCGUUCGGAAUGAUGGGGUCGAUGCUGUCGAUGCCUCUAGUUAAUGGUCCCGACAGACCCGAGGACAACUUGUACGCUCAUGCAUCUGAGAACCUGCAUGUUUAUAAAGAACACCAUGCAGACGACGAGGUCACGCUAGAGUCGAUGCAGACCAUGCAGCCGCCGCCGCCGUCGCACGUUAAAAUGACAGAAAGUCCCAUGUUGCAUAAAAAGCCAUUCCACGUAAACACAAACCUGUUCAGUAGACCGUACAAAAAGCCAACGGUCACUCUAGAUCCGUACAUACACAUGCGUAUAACAUCACCUGCUCCAACCGAGUCCUCCAACGUAGAGUUUGAGAAUAUCCUGUCCGCGACCGAUGCGCCCGUCAUCCCCACGUACCUCAUCAUACAGGGACACUCCAAAGUGAAAACGUACAGUUCAAAACCGAAAAACUCCUCAGACAAAGAGUCCAUCGUAAACGAAAUCCCUAAACCCAACGAAACUAAUGAGGUCAAGCAUUUACAUCCGAUUAAGGACCAAAAUCAAAAGAAAAGCGAGAAAACUGAGAAAUCACGAGUCAAUAGUGGGAGAAAUCUGAAAUCAUUAAUAGAUGAGGGUGUGGGGUCAAUAGAGAUACAAGAAGCUAAUGUUGGCAUUAAAUACGACGUGAGCGACGGAAGCGACGUGCCAGUUGAGAUUUACAGAAAAGGUAUAGUGGAAAGUGACGAGAACGAUUAUUCUGCGCGGAAAAAUCGUCCUAAAAGACAACUCGAUUUGGAAGACUUCUUGCCGUUUGACGAGGAUCAAAUACAGGAGUACGUUUUUGAUUUUCUGAAAGGUAAAAAGAAUGAGACAGGAAUAACUGGUUUAAUAGCAUCAGCAGUGACGAGCGACGCCGCCGCCGCCGUGGACGACAUCGACGAGGACGAUAGCGACGCGGAGGACAGCGACGAAGAUAGAUGAACACCCACCGACAUCAUAUCCUAGUUAAAUUUGGACUUGUCUAAAGUUAAUAGUGAAAUUGCUACGUACAAUGCGACAAGUGUUUCGUGAUGAAAGGUAAAGUUACCACAAAAGUUCAAAAUCGUUCACGUCUACGUCUGUAGGUACAUUUGCAAGUACCGACCUGCUUGUACUAAUAAUAUACACGCCAUCAUUUAGGAGAGGAGACAGAUAUAUUAAGUACUGAGUAAGUACAACCAUUUAGAGUUAAGGAAAUAUUUAUUGUAUCUAAAAAUAAUUUAAUAUUUAAGUAAUAAAACAUGUGUACAAUA